This is a messenger RNA of Bombus pascuorum, 1470 nucleotides long. RefSeq names its product NKAP family protein CG6066. Gene Ontology annotation, molecular function: chromatin binding. Gene Ontology annotation, biological process: regulation of gene expression. The transcript has 4 exons. Bases 271 to 1044 code for a protein of 257 amino acids. NCBI's taxonomy places the organism in Eukaryota, Metazoa, Arthropoda, Insecta, Hymenoptera, Apidae. Gene Ontology annotation, cellular component: nucleus. The record is from RefSeq and is a predicted model, not a curated record.
AAUUGUUUAUCCGAUACGAAUAGUUUUUCGAGAUAAAUUAUUGCGCGAUUUUGUUAUUCGUAGAACCGUGCAAUUAAAUAGGUUCUUGUCUAUGCUAGCGUACAAUCAAACAAAGCAGAUCCCUAAUUUUAUACGUUCUUGUGUAGGUUAAGGUGUUUCAUGGUUCAGCACUUGGCCGUAUGGUGCAGCAUUAAUCCUGAAACAACCAGAAUAAUAACUGUUGGCCCUCUGUCAUAGCUUGUAAACAAGAAACAAAAGCAGUCGCAAAAAAUGGACGCACGGAGACGGGAUAGAGAGCAAAUUGGGUUAUGUGGUGUUGAUAGAAUUUGGGGAAAAUCACCAACUCGAAUCGAAGAUUCUGACGAAAAUGAGGAGACUAAUAAGUAUAAAGACAGUAUUAUACCAAAAGACAGAAAAAGGAAACAUGAGAUGAAAAAGAAGUCUUUUCUUGUGAGUUAUAAUAAAUGUUCUUUAUCAUUGUUUCAGAAAAGUAAAAAACAAAAGAAAGAAAAGAAAGCUAAGAAAGACAAAAAAAAGAAACGGAAAAGGAAAAGGUCAGAUAGUAGCUCUGACAGCGAACCUGAGGAAUAUGAAUGGGUGGAAAAGAAUGGAAUUAAUGAUAAAGCAAAGGUUAAAAAGGGAUCAAGUUCAGAUGAGAGUGGUGAUGAAGUAGUGGGACCAGUUCAAAAGCCACAUGUCACAUUAUCUGCUAAAGAUUUUGGCAAGGCUCUUUUACCUGGUGAAGGUGCUGCUAUGGCUGCAUACGUUGCAGAAGGAAAACGUAUACCUAGAAGAGGUGAAAUUGGCCUAACUUCAGAAGAGAUAGCAGCAUAUGAAUCUGUUGGCUACGUUAUGAGUGGUAGUAGACAUCGGCGGAUGGAAGCUGUUCGAAUCCGUAAGGAGAACCAAAUUUAUUCUGCUGAUGAGAAACGAGCAUUGGCUAUGUUUAGUAAAGAAGAACGACAGAAGAGAGAAAAUCUUAUUUUGGGGCAAUUCAGAGAGAUGGUUAAUCAGAAAUUAGCUCAGGAACAAAAGAAAAAGUAAUGUAAUUAUUUGACAUAUAAUUUUUGAUCUUAUUUGACAUAACAAGAAGUUAUGUAUAAAAGAAGUGUAUAUAAGAAUCGAAUACAUUGUAAAAUAUUAUUUAUAUGUAUGUAGAUGUGUAUAUAUAUGGAAAUAGAUGUAAAUAUUAUUAUCUUAAUUGAUUAUAUAUCAUAUGAUACAUUAUUUAUCAAUGAGGUUUAGCUUGGAAAAUUUUCAUAUUAAACAAUUAAUGACAGUUUAUUAAUGUAAGUUAGGAAAUUUUAUAUAAGUGUUUACUAAUAUUUAUAAAUAAAUAUAUCUACUCAUGUAAAAAUAAUUAUAAUAAUAGCUUAUACUUUAUGAUUGCUUUCCCAGUCUAGCCAUCCUCCAACAUAAUUGUAUGCGCUAAAAUGUAAAUAAAUAGGUUUAAUUAAUACAUUUGUAAAA